AACCGUCCAAUGGGGGAGCGGCGGGCGGGGUCUAGGAGGCGGAGCCGGAAGCCGCUCUGCGGGUCGUGGAGCGGCGGCUGUUCGGCGGCGGCGGGGUCCUGCCGGUGCUACAGCAGCGGCGGCGGCGGCAGCGGAGGCGGCUGCUACGGCGGCGGGGGAGGCGGCGGCGGCUUCUGGCCGCGGCCGCCGACGCCCCGGCUCCCGUGUCUCCAUGGUAGCGUGGGCAGCUACCGCCGCCUCAUCCACGGCUUCGAGGACGUGCUGAGGCGGAGGCUCCGCGGUCAUCUCCGAACCUCACGAUUGUCCCCAUCGAUCAAGAGUGGAAUAAUCAUCACAACCCAGAAACCCUGCACCCAAGAGAACCAUACGCUAUCUCAGAGGCACAAGCAGAAAAUGAAAGGGGAUACCGUGAAUGUGCGCCGCAGUGUCCGAGUAAAAACUAAAGUCCCCUGGAUGCCCCCAGGCAAAACAUCUUGCAGAGAAUCAUCGUACAAGUGGGAGGGACCGACCCAUCGCCUGGAAAUCACCCCUCCAGAUUCCGACAAGCUGCUGUCUGUGCUUCGCUUGAGUGAUCUCUCCACCGACGAGGAGGACGCCAUUCAUUGCAAGAUGAACAAAUACGAGAAGAAGAUCGACAGCUUACUCAAUGUCGUGGGAACAUUGAAAAACGAGGUCAAAUGUCCGAUGCCAAAGCCUGUUGGGACGGGCUGUGUAGCCAAGCGUCUUCUGGAGGAGCAGAAGGACGAGUUGGACGAGGUCACUCAAGAGCUGGUGGAGACCGAACACGAGAACACAGUCCUCCGUCGCAAUAUUGAAAGGAUGAAGGAGGAAAAAGAUCUGAGCAUACUCCAGAAACGGCAUCUGUUGCACGAGAAGGAGUGUUUGAUGUCCAAACUGGUGGAGGCCGAACUGGAUGGGGCAGCCGCUUCCAAACAGAUCCAGGCCUUGAAGGACGUGAUUGGGAAACUGAAAACGGAAAAGAACAUGACCGUUUCGGACAUCAACACCCUGACUAGGCAAAAAGAGUUGUUGCUGCAGAAGCUGAGCACUUUCGAAGACACCAACCGCACUCUUCGAGACUUGCUCAGAGAGCAACACAACCGGGAGAAAGAUGCGCAAAAGUUGACAGAGCAGCAAGCUACCCUGAUGAAAAGGCUAACUGACUCCGAUACAGAGAAGGCGCAAUUAGUCAAGAAACUACAAGAUAAAGAAAAGGAAGUGGAUGAUUUACUGAUUCAGAUACAGACCGAAAAGGAUCAAGCCAAGACGGCCGCUGAGCUCUCAAAGUCUAUGGAAGCUGUGAGGGGUCAUUUACAAGCACAGCUGCGGAAUAAGGAAGCUGAGAAUCACCGCCUGGGUAUCCAGAUCCGGAAUCUGGAGCGGGUAGCAGCUCAGCACAAGGCCGAAGUGGAGAACAUCAUGGAACAGUUGAAGGAGCUGAAGGCCAAAGGAGAUCGGGACAAAGGCCUGAAGAAAGCCAUCAAGGCGCAGAAGGAACGAGCAGAGCGGGCUGAGGAAUUUGCCGAUCAACUGAAUGUCCAGUUAUCUGAAAAGGACGCCUAUGUGGCCGAAGCACUGUCCACCCUAGAAUCCUGGCGGAAUCGUUACAACCAAGUUGUGAAAGACAAAAGUGACCUCGAGGUGGAGAUUGUGAUGCUGAACAGCCGUAUUUCCGAACUCUUGGAACAGCAGAACACCAUGGAAGAGAAAAUGCGAGAAGACCGAGAUACCUUGGUAGAUAAGCUGCACAAACAGGUCACCGAAAGCACCGCUGUCAAACUGGAGAACGAGAGGCUGAAGACUAGCAUGAUUCCAGUGGAGGAGCGACUGAACCAGGCUCAGCAGGAAGUGUCGAAGUUGAAGGCUUCCCUCAAGAACUACGAAGGCCUGAUUGAAACCUACAAGAAUCAGGUGGUGAAAACCCGAAUGGAAGCCGAUGAGGUGACAGUGAAAUUGGAACUCUGCGACAAAGAGAACAAAGCCCUGAAGGAAGAAAUGGCCAAAGAGAUUGAAAAUGCUCGCAAGCAGUUCCAGAGCCAAGUGGCCGAGCUGGAGAAACUUCCUGAGAUCUUGAAGAUGACCGAGACCAAGUUGGCUGAGUGUCAGGAGCAGCUUAAGAGUUAUGAGAAGAAAAAUAUGGAUCUGUCUGCCAUGAUUUCAGACCUCCGUCAGCGGAUUGAGCUGCAGGGAGACAAGAUGGAAUUGACAAGAGAAAAGUAUCAGUCAGCCCAGGAAGAGAAUAAGCAGCUGACUCUCAAGUUGGAGGAGUUGGAGAGGAAACUUGAAGGCACAAGUGGGCAGAACAUAGAAUUUCUCCAGAUCAUCGCGAAAAGGGAAGAGUCCAUCCACCAGGCCCAGCUUCGGCUAGAGGAGAAGACCAGGGAGUGUGGCUCCUUGGCACGCCAGCUGGAGAUGGCCUUUGAUGACGCCAAGAAGCAGUUGGAGCAAACAAGGGAUCGUGCGGCAGCGAAAGAGAGGACAGCCCAGUCAAAGAUGCUGGAUCUGGAAACCCAGCUGAGCAAGACAAAGACCGAACUGAACCAGCUACGACGCAGUAAAGAUGAUGGAGAGCGCCGGUACCAAAGCCGCCUCCAGGACCUAAAGGAUCGCCUCGAGCAGUCGGAGAGCACGAAUCGCAGCAUGCAAAACUACGUCCAGUUCCUGAAGUCUUCCUACGCCAACGUCUUCGGAGACAGCAUUUUGUCCAGUUCUCCCAUUCGUCCCCGGUCUCCUCUUUAGCCACCCCGGUGCUCUCUCCUUCCCUCGCUCCCCCCACCCCCUAUUGUUCCUUGCACCAGGCUGGCUGGGAGGGAGGGAGGGAGGGGGCACCUAACCAACUUACAAAGCCAUAAUCUGAUUCUGGAAUCUGCCUCUCUCGCAAUCCAGCUCCGACCGUUGGAAACGAGAGAGGCGUCUUGCCCAGGGGGACCCAAGCCACCUCCUGCCAAGACCCCCCCCCCCCC
Pantherophis guttatus is the source of this 2963-nucleotide messenger RNA. RefSeq names its product outer dense fiber of sperm tails 2 (gene ODF2). The record is from RefSeq and is a predicted model, not a curated record. Gene Ontology annotation, biological process: regulation of cilium assembly. Lineage: Eukaryota; Metazoa; Chordata; Lepidosauria; Squamata; Colubridae. Gene Ontology annotation, cellular component: centrosome.